GGCCACCAGACUAUUGAGCAACAUUCUUGUACAGCGCUAUCGCCGAAGUUGAGAGUUGCUACGAUAUGGACGCUCAAUCAUAAUCCGUAUUUGCAAGUCACUUUAGAUUGUUAGAUCAUUAAUAAGGUUCUUCUUGUUCAAGAAACAUAUCUUAUUGACAUGGCUGCAUACGAUAUCAAAGAUGGCGAGUAUACUGCAACGAUUUACACCAUGAUCAAAGAGGGCAAGUAUAUUGACGCUAUACAAAUCCUGUCACAAGAACUCCAGAAUCACCCCAAGUCACGGGCAGCCUUGUCCCUGCUCGGCUACUGCUACUUUCACAUCCAGGACUUUGCCAAUGCCGCCGAAUGUUACGAGCAGCUGGUUCAGAUCUGCCCGGCAGUGGAUAGCUACAAGAUGUACUACGCCCAGGCACUGUACCACGCCUGCAUGUACCCUGAGGCCAUGAAGGCAACCUUCCAGAUUGAGAACCAAGACUACCAGCCAAAGAUCACCAAACUACAAGCAGCAAUCAAGUAUGGUGAAGAGGAUCUUUCAGCUGCAAAGAGUCUUGUCGAGCAGUGUCCCACGGAGGACCCCGAUACUGAGGUUAACCUGGGCUGUCUGUUGUUCAAGGAAGGUCGCUACAAACUGGCCUGUCAGAAGUUCCUUACUGCCAUGCAGGUCCUAGGAUAUAGACCAGAUCUGUCCUACAACAUAGCUCUCUGUUACUACAGCAUGAAGCAGUAUGCGCCAGCCUUGAAACACAUCGCUGACAUCAUUGAGAGGGGCAUCCGAGAGCACCCAGAAUUGAGUGUCGGGAUGACCACUGAAGGAAUUGAUGUGCGCAGCGUGGGCAACACCUUAGUGCUGCACGAGACGGCACUGAUCGAAGCGUUUAAUCUCAAGGCAGCCAUUGAGUUCCAGCUUAAGAACUUGGAAGCAGCACAAGAAGCCCUGACAGAUAUGCCACCUAGAGCAGAGGAGGAACUUGACCCGGUGACUCUUCACAACCAGGCCUUGAUGAACAUGGAAAGCAAUCCAACCCAGGGCUUUGAGAAGCUGCAGUUCCUGCUACAGCAGAAUCCGUUCCCACCGGAGACGUUUGGCAAUCUGCUUCUUCUCUACAUCAAAUAUGAGUACUACGACCUUGCAGCCGACGUCCUGGCUGAAAACUCCCACCUGACCUUCAAGUUCCUGAGCCAGUACCUGUAUGACUUCCUGGACGCGGUCAUCACCAUGCAGACAGCAAAGGAGGAGGCAUACCGCAAGCUGGACGAGAUGGCUACCCGCCACACCGACCAGCUGCGCAAACUGACCAAGGAGGUGCAGGAGGCACGGCAUAACCAUGACGAUGAGACUGUCAAGAAGGCGGUGAAUGAGUACGAUGAAGCAUUAGAGAGGUACAUCCCGGUCCUCAUGCAGCAAGCUAAGAUCUAUUGGGACAUGGAGCACUACACCCAGGUGGAGAAGAUCUUCCGCAAGUCGGUUGAGUUCUGUAAUGAGCAUGAUGUCUGGAAGCUCAAUGUGGCCCACGUGCUGUUCAUGCAGGAAAACAAGUACAAGGAGGCCAUCGGCUUCUACGAGCCCAUCGUCAAGAAGAACUACGACAAUAUUCUGAAUGUGAGUGCUAUCGUUUUAGCCAACCUCUGCGUCUCCUACAUUAUGACCAGCCACAAUGAAGAGGCAGAGGAAUUGAUGCGGAAGAUAGAGAAAGAGGAGGAACAGGUUGCCUACGACGAGCCGGACAAGAAAAUCUAUCAUCUCUGUAUUGUCAACCUGGUCAUCGGUACCCUGUACUGUGCCAAGGGCAACUAUGAGUUUGGCAUCUCGCGCGUCAUUAAGAGCUUGGAACCUUAUAACAAGAAGUUGGGCACUGAUACCUGGUUCUACGCCAAGCGCUGUUUCCUAUCUUUACUGGAGAACAUGGCUAAGCACAUGAUCAUGUUGAGAGACAGCGUCAUCCAUGAAUGCAUACAGUUCUUGGAACAUUGUGAAGCUUACGGGCGCGACGUUAAGGCCAUCAUCGAGCAACCAUUGGAAGAGGAACCCCUUCACGAGGGCAAGAACACGGUCACCUAUGAGUCGCGGAUCUUAAAAAGCCUCUUCCUAGAACUGACAUAAAGGCCAGAUUUAUUUUCCCACUUUGUCUAUACAAACCAUAGGCAAAUAGACCAGCUUCAUUCUUACCCAAUGUCUGCUGCGCACUCUUCUACCAUAGACUCUCUUCCACCUGUAUUUUGGCAUGCAUCAGCAGUUUGGGUUGGGUUAUGUUGUAAGUUCUAUGUGUACUUCUGGUUAGUGUCUCAACACCGAAAUGUAAGAUGUGCAUUACUGCUUAAGACAGAAUACAGGGCGUAGUUUUCUUGGGAUAUACUGAUGCGUUAAUGUUUGUGUUCCUCCGUGUUUCAAGUUUUGGGAUGUUUAAUAGCCUCGUGCAGGAACGAGGGAGGGAGCUUUGUUACCUAGCAGUAAUGUCUCAGAUAUUUUUACAAAAGUAGCCAUGCAAGUUGUAGACUUGUAGUCUGUGAUUUUGAGAGCCAAAUGGGCCACGCCAUAUGGUCUAAAAGCUGUUGCAUGAUGCGUUGACAUUCUGCAUCUUCAAAUCCGGUGCAUGUACGUUCUUGUGCGUGUUAUGUAUAUGCUGGACGGUCAGCACUUUCGCAAACUGAUGCGAUACUUUUUACGAUGUGUCUGGGGAAACUCCCUUGGCAAGGAUACCCUCGUUUCCAUGCAUGUGGCAUGGAGUACACAUGGAUUUUGUCAGUUACGUUGUAAGGCGAUUUACGUUGUGAAAAUCAGACAUGCCGUUCUGGCAAACUACCCAUUCCCCCCCUCCCGCCAUGCUUAUUGCACACAGGCCAGUAUGCACGAGGCCAUGAACUUCAAAGAAUUGUAACAAUGUAAAUGUCUUUUACUGGACACAUAAAAUUUCAUCACUGCAGACUUUGAUAUAGUGUACGCGAUCUCAAAGAAAACUCAAGUUUGUACAUGUAGGAUUCAUAUGAAGCACCUCAGCAUUGUACCAUUCAUAAUUUAAUGUAUGAGUGUUUCAAACAGUUCAAUAAAAAAACCCAAACUGA
Acanthaster planci (crown-of-thorns starfish) is the source of this 3062-nucleotide messenger RNA. Its product is annotated as intraflagellar transport protein 70A-like. NCBI's taxonomy places the organism in Eukaryota, Metazoa, Echinodermata, Asteroidea, Valvatida, Acanthasteridae. Gene Ontology annotation, cellular component: intraciliary transport particle B; axonemal microtubule. Gene Ontology annotation, biological process: intraciliary transport. The record is from RefSeq and is a predicted model, not a curated record. Gene Ontology annotation, molecular function: protein binding; intraciliary transport particle B binding.